AUGGAGCCUCAGAGAGAUGAAGACAGUGACUAUAAUAGUGUUAUUGACAGUCUGGUUAAUAUGUUUAGCCCUUUUGUAUCGAAGGAAGUGAUAACAACUCUUGUGGAGAGUUUUGAGGGAGAUUUGAAUCUAUGCGUCGAUGCCAUAACGGAAAUAACAAAUAAUGGUAACAUGAUUCCUAAUGAUGAUCAACCUUCUACAAGCCAAAGCACACAACCAAAUACAACAUUACAACAAACACAGCCUACGAUUUCCUACGCGCGUACUGCUCAAAGUACAGGCGCUGUUGUUAAAGAACCUCAAACGAAAGAAAAGAGAAAUGUAGAGCCAUCACGGUAUUUUUGGACUGAUCAAAUUCGUAAAAUUAUAACACAUUAUAAUAAUGGUUCUCGUAUAAUGAUUAUUAUGAGGGGUCUCCCUGGUAGUGGGAAAAGCCAUCUGGCAAGACUAAUAGUAGAAACUCUAAUUGGACCUUCCUUGUCUAGUUACAACAACCAUGUCUUUAGUAGUGAUGAUUAUUUUAUGGUCAGAGGAAAAUAUCAAUAUGACAAGUCAUACAUAUCGUAUGCCCACUCAUGGAAUCAAAACAGAGUUGAAACAUCAGCAAUUCAAGGGCUAAGCCCCAUUAUUAUAGAUAAUACAAAUAUCGAGAUAUGGGAAAUGCGACCAUAUGUAGUACAAGGACUUAUGAAUGGAUAUAUAAUUGAAGUAGUGGAACCAAUGACACCAUGGGCAAAAAUACCCAGACAGCUAUUUAACAUGAACACACACAAAGUACCUUUACAAAAAAUUAAAAGGAUGUUAGAUAAUUAUGUUGAAAACGUAACUGGUGAGAGUUUGAUACACUCCUUUAGAUUAAGCUAUGCUGAAGACAUGGUACCUCCUAUAAAACGAUUAAUACCAGCAAUCCCACCAAUACUGGCAGAUAAUAAAAGUGACUUGAAAUCAAAUUCAGAGGCUACAACUUCCUCAGAAGUAGGCCCAUCCUUGCUCCUGCAAGAUGAAGCUCGUAAUCAUUUACUUCAACCCCCAAAACAAUCGUAUCAAAACUCACACGAGCAAACAAAGAAUGUUGAGGAUUCUGGUCAAGACCGACUCAAGCCUUCGGCAGAAAAUCUCUUUCAUGAGGAAGAAGAUAAUAUAGAAUUUAUUACAAUGAGCGACGUUAAUGAUCUGUCUGAAGAAGAACAAGCAAAGCAAAAAAUUGUAUUAGAGGCGCAGAAGAAACUAGAAGAAUUACAAAAGUUUGAAGAAGAUUGGGACAAUGGUGAAAAAUGGGAUGAAAAUGAUACAGAAGGUGAUACUUCUUUUAUAAAAUUCGAUAAAACAACAAGUACCACUUCUACUGUUACAGCUACAAAUUCUAGUACCAGCAGUCCUAUAAAUGUUACGACUGCAUUAAUAUCUAGUUUGGAAUCAAAGCCUCCAAGAGAAAAACCUGUUAAAGAUUCUAAUACCGAGACUACAAGUAAUGGAUUGAUGCUAUCUGUUACUGACUGUCAAGAUUGGCGUUACAUAUCACUGUUUAUGCCACCUUGGAAUCAUCCAGAUGAAGAGCAAACCAUUGCUCCUCCUGAAGAAAUUCCCAAAGAAAAAAAAGAUACUAGCACAUGCGUAGAAAUAAAUGAUAUAAAUUUAUCAGGUAAUUAUAAAGUAAUUUCUACAAUGUCGCGAGAUAUAAACGAGUUGUAUGUACCACCGGUGCAGGAAAAGAUUCCUGAAAAGCGGAUGCUGGAUAAGAGUACGAUGACCAAUGAAGGUAUAAUAAUGACGGUUCAGUGUCCUCAAAAAGAAAGACAUUUCAUUGCAUUUAGAAAUCUAUUUAAACAUAUUGAGCGAGAGUCAUUGAGAUAUAUUUUUGAUAACUGCUGUGGGGACGUUAAUUGGGCGGUGGAGAAUAUACUCGGAGGAGUCUCGGAAUAUAAAGUGAAAAGUGAAGACGGGGUAGGUUCAGAUUUAGAAGAAUUGCUGGAUCCAGGAUCUGAUUUACCUUGUACCUGUUUGGGUAAGUACGAAAUUAUGCCGAAUAAUGUAUCUAAAACUGACGUUACACCCUCAAUAUCCGAUGAUAAAGUAACAGAACUAUCUACUGAAAGCUCAGUGGUGCAGCUUGAAAAGAAAAAGCGGGUGAUAACAGUUUCAGAAGAAAAUAUGCAACUCAAAAGACAGAUAGAACAAACCGUCGUUAUUGCAGAUAAUCAUUAUUCAGAACAUUGCCUCAAAAUAAGAAAAAUACGCCGUGGAGAAUACAAUAAAGUCGAAAACGAUUUCGAGCAGCCUAGUACAUCAGGAACAUCAAGUACUGCUUUCGUCAAUGUUGCUAGCAACCGUACAGCAUCUAACAGUGAUUCCAGUGAUGAUGACGACAGUUCAAGUAAUACAAGUAAUAUUAGCGAAAGUGACAAAAUUGUCAAUAUUAAUUUAGGACGCUCAUUUAUACAAAAAUUAGAUGAAAUGUUUGGACGAGAAAAUAUGGAAUACCCAAGUAAUAUAAAUUUCAAUAUUAGUAUUCCAACAUCUCUAUUGAAUCAAAUCAAUGCGUUGUGGAUAGAAUCAAUGAUGUACCAACUUGACGAUAAUGCAAAAAGGUCCGCGUUGAUGCUUAAGCAAGACGAAGAGUUUGCUAGACAACUUCAGUUAAAGGAAAAAGAGCUUAUGCUGGAAGGAAAAGAGCCUGAUGUCCCAGAUUUUAAGGAAAUUAUGGAUUUGGAAUUCGCUCUUAAUCUUCAUAUGAGGGAUAUAUCGGAAUGGCGUAACAAUAUACCUACUGAUUUAGCUGCAAAAAUGACCCACGAGAAACUUUUUAAUUUAUUUCCUGAGGUCAAAAACGACACUCUUUUGGAAAUGCUUGUGGCUCAUGGUAAUAAUUUCAAAGCGACUGUUGAGGUUCUUCUCAUAUCUUUAGGACGUGAAGAAAUUUUGGAAUCCGAAAAUGGAUUAAAUAAGUUUGUAAUGGAAAAAGAGCUACAACGACAUGAAAAACUUCUAGAGGAACAUAAAAAGGCACUGUCAGAGACUGAAUGGCCAUUGUUGGUAAAAGGUGAUAAAAUAGACAUAUCUACUGUCCAGCAUUACCGUGACGAUGCCGAGAAACAUUUGACUAGAAGAAAUAUGCAAAUGAAAAAAGCCGAAGAUUACAUACAGCGGGGUAUGACUCAAGUGGCUAAUUACUGUUCGGAAAUAGCUAAUUUUCAUAAAAAUCAGUACGAGCUGUCUAGCAGCAAGGCCGUAGCUUCACUGAUUCAAUAUCACGCCGAAAACAAUCCGAAUAAUGAAACAGUUGAUCUACAUUUCUUUCGGGUGAAGGAAGCCAUGGAAGCAAUGGAUCUGUUCAUUGACAGACACAUUCAGAGACUUCGUGACCUUAACUUGCGCAGCGUUACGUUGUUCUUCAUUACCGGCCGGGGAUUACAUAGCCCCGGUCGCCCGAAAGUGAAGCCAGCCUGCAUUAAACGCCUGCGGGAGCGUGGAUUACACCAUUCGGAAUGCAAUCCGGGACUGCUUCGCUCUCGCGUGAGCUAUAAUAGCAAGUUGACGUACCAGAUCACCUAG
Messenger RNA from Arctia plantaginis, 3552 nucleotides. Lineage: Eukaryota; Metazoa; Arthropoda; Insecta; Lepidoptera; Erebidae. The record is from the annotation of a GenBank genome assembly.